Molecule: messenger RNA, 1657 nt
Organism: Branchiostoma belcheri (Belcher's lancelet)
Lineage: Eukaryota; Metazoa; Chordata; Leptocardii; Amphioxiformes; Branchiostomatidae
Product: trypsin-like
Exons: 9
Coding region: 215-1501 (428 amino acids)
Biological process (GO): proteolysis; acrosome reaction
Molecular function (GO): protein binding; serine-type endopeptidase activity
Source: RefSeq, a predicted model, not a curated record
GUAUAUACAUGUACCUAUGACGGAUUUCCAAUGGAAUGAUCAUAUUUACAUACACUAAUUUGUUUGCCGCCACUCUGCGUACUGUACCGCGCCUUGUGUUGUCCGGAUCCUUGCGAACAUAAAAGCCGGUGGUCUGCUGCCUAAGAUACUUCAUAGCUUUGAAAGUUUGGCCUACUAGUAAACUUAUCGAUCUGUUCAACUUAUUUCGAGGAAGAUGUUAACUGUGUUUUUCCUGAUCAUCGUAUCGACUUCUUCAUCUGAUGCCCAGUCUGUCUGCGAGCAUCCCGCCAACCUGACAGCCGACAGCGGUCAGUUCUCCAGCCCAGGCCACCCUAACAACUACCCCAUCAACACGCAGUGCUCGUGGAGGAUAACUGUGCCGGAGGGGAAGCUCGUCAGGAUCUCGUUCUUGACCUUUGACCUAGAAGACAGCUCUGGGUGUGGGUACGACUCCCUGGUUGUCCAUGAUGGCGACAGCGCGCUCGACUACAGACUUCUCAGCACCUGUGGAAGCAAUGUUCCAAGGUCCACAGUUUCCUCAACAAACACCGUCCUUGUGGUGUUUACGUCAGACGGUUCAAUCACCAAAGCCGGCUUUUCUGCUGUCUUUUCCUCCGAAGAUGCACCAGCAACCUGUGGACCAGAUGAAUUCACCUGCGCAACAGGCGGCUGUGUACACAUCAAUGCAACAUGUGAUGGUGUCAACGACUGCGGAGAUAAUAGUGACGAGUACACAUGUGGUGAGGUCCCGUGCGGCGUGACGCCCAUCCCGCCCGUGUUCCCCGCCAGUCGGAUAGUGGGGGGGUCGGAGGCGUACCCCGGCAGCUGGCCGUGGCAGGUGGACGUGCGGCACCGAGGCGGGCACAUCUGCGGCGGUGCCCUGAUCCACAGGGAGUGGGUACUCAGCGCCGCUCACUGCUUCCAGAGCAAAGAGCUGAGCAUGUACACCUUCAUCCUGGGCAAGUACCACGAGUUUGCCACGGACGCCACAGAGCAGGUCUUCAACCCCGCAGUCAUCAUCAGGCACUCUGGUUAUGACUGGCGCACUUCAGACAACGACAUCGUGUUGAUCAAGCUUGCGUCUCCGGCCACCCUGACACAGCACGUCCAGCCCGUCUGUCUCCCGCAGGCCAACCCCAAAGCCGGGCAGCUCGCCGUGGCCACAGGAUGGGGGUACACACAAGGUACAGGCGGUGCUGAUGUGUUGAAGCAGGUUCUGCUGCCGAUAGUGAAAACCAGUAAGUGUAACUCCACCUCCAUGCAUGAUGGCAGCAUCACGGAGAACAUGCUGUGUGCUGGGUACGAGGAGGGGCAGCAGGACACAUGUGAUGGAGACAGUGGCGGGCCUCUCGUGUACCCUGACGUCACCGACCAGACAUGGCGACUGGCGGGUCUGACCAGCUGGGGGAGCGUGCCGUGUGCAGCGAGCAUGCGCCCCGGGGUGUACACCCGCGUCACCAGGUACAUCCACUGGAUACACGAGAAAAUGGCAGCCUAUUGAGACCCCCACGAUGCCCACAGUCUUUCACUGAAAGUGAUCCAACUACACACUGAAUGGUUAUAAGCCCGAAUGGUCUGGAAAGAGUAACGGUUAUUCUUGGCAAAUUAGGUUACCGUUGUAUUAACAACACUGCGUAGCAAGGAUUUUUAAAACUUA